AAAAAGAAACAGAAGAAAGAAAAGCGCCCUCUCGGCAUUUUACAUCAUCGGAAGUCGAGCAUCCCUUCUGGUCCACAUGGGUCAGUGACCUGUCGGGCCUGCGGAUGAGCCUCGAGUCUGUCCCUGACCUGCCACACAACCACAAGUUACCACCACAAGUUACAACACAAGUUACAACACAAGUUACCACACAACCCCCUACCUUACCCACCCCCUUUUGGGGAAUACCCCAAUCAUGUGCCCAUCCCCUGCACUUCACCACACCACGAGAUCCAGCGCCUCCAACGCUCCAACGCUCGCUCCAACGCUCCAAUGCCCAUCCCUCGCAUCAUCUCACACGUGAAAGAGGAAGACAAACUCCAAAGUUCAACCCACUCCGUACACUUACAAGUCGAUUCCUCUCCCCCACUAGUCUCGGCAUGUUCCCACUUGAUCCCUUCCUCCUCCCCCUCCCCCCCCUUCCUCUCCCCAUCUCCCCAUCUCACCGGCACUGCCUUGUCAUAAGCGUAUUCCCAUCUGAGACUUCACUUCCUUAUCCCCGUACGACCGGCCGUCUUUAUAUUCCCACGGGCUCCUCCUCUCUAUCGGCCCCCUUCUCUGGGGCACUCUGGGUUCCGUCGAUGCGGGCCUCCUUACCAUUACUCCCACCCACUAUCCUCGCAUAUCCCGGCCUUCCCUCCUCAUCUUGAACCCUUUAUUUACCGAGUUUAGUUUUCCAUGCACUCCUUUUCGUAUAUUAGUUACCUUAGUUCCAAGUGAUGCCACCUUACUGUCUCCAAAGCU
This is a messenger RNA of Sodiomyces alkalinus F11, 783 nucleotides long. RefSeq lists its product as hypothetical. Bases 105 to 689 code for a protein of 194 amino acids. The transcript has a single exon. The record is from RefSeq and is a predicted model, not a curated record. Lineage: Eukaryota; Fungi; Ascomycota; Sordariomycetes; Glomerellales; Plectosphaerellaceae.